Molecule: messenger RNA, 4844 nt
Organism: Engraulis encrasicolus (European anchovy)
Lineage: Eukaryota; Metazoa; Chordata; Actinopteri; Clupeiformes; Engraulidae
Gene: cep68
Product: centrosomal protein 68
Exons: 9
Coding region: 278-2608 (776 amino acids)
Source: RefSeq, a predicted model, not a curated record
GGCUUGAAUGCUGCGUUUGUCUACAUACAAAAACUACAGAUGUGUCUCAUUGGUUGGGUCUCGCCAAUCUCUUCCGUUGGUACCGCCUGUUUAUUUGCGAACCAUUUCCUUCACAGGGAGGAGGGAGGGAUGUGUGCUGAUGUUACCGCUUUGUCACAGUAAUUCCGCAAUGUAGCACACCAAACAGCUGAAAAUGCUAAAAAGCUAACUCGUUGGAGUAAAGCCACACAUCCAGCUCGUGACCACAUGAUGCAUCAGAGGGCCUCGCCACGUUGCCAUGGUGCCGGGAGUUGACGGAACGCUGGCAGAGUCGCCGCGUCAGAUGGAACAGACGGGAGGGAGGUGGCGCACCAGCAGCAGGAUACCAGAGUUCAUCCGGCCCGGAACGGGGAGCCCAAGUGGGGGCACGAGCACUCACAACAGACCCCAAAGGAGGCUGCAAGGUGAUGGGGGGCAGGGGCAUACUCGCUCCACCACCACCAGCCACCGGCUGGCCAAGGAGGCGGACAAGGAGAAGGAGAGGAACGGCAAUGGCAAGAAGAUGGUCACCAUGGCACCAGUGUCCAGGUGCAUGUCAAGCACAGGCCAGUACGUCGCCAGGAGACCACUAGUGUCCACAGAGCGACACACCUCCAUCCUCAAGAAUCCUCUCUCACAAGAACUCACCACGCAGGAUAAAAACCAAACCGGGUCUACUGGGGACUCACUUCUCCAUAACGAGAGGACAUUUCAUUUCAACCAGGGGACUAAAGAUAGCCUGUCCCUGACCUGUCCCAGCCCUUCCAAGUCCUAUGGCCUGUCCCUGUCCCCGUCUCCUUCGAUGUCCCGUGAGGACCUGAGCUUUACCUCUCCUCUCACCACGGCUGACCUGAGGACCUGGUCUGAGGAGCCCAUCCCCAGGUCCAAGUCAUCCCCAGCCAAGAACUACAGCCACAGCCUCAGCCGCCGUAGUCUGUCCAGCCCCCCGCUGGACGACUACAACCUGGAGGUACCUGCGACCCCCAACUUCACCUCCACUCAGCGGAAGUCUUACGUGCCCUCCUCCUCCUCCACCUCCCCAUCUCGGCUUUCCAGAAAGACCACCAAGGCGGACUCACUCCUCCGCGACACCACUUUGAAGCCAAUCGGCAGUACGGUUGUAAGUAAAGUCAGCCCGCCUCCGUUCAGUCGGAUGUCUCCGUACCAGGCCAACUACUGGACAUGUGCCAUCCCCACCUCCCUGCCCCCGUCUCCGGACAGGAGCUCCCCGAGCUGGGACCCCAACAAGGAGUACGAGGACCUCCUGGAUUACACGUACCCACUGAGGCCAGGCUACACGGCUCACGCUGCAGCAUCUGGGCACAAGUGGGCCUCCGCGCCGGGACUAGAUUCCUCAAGGCUCCAGCCGAAGACACCUGAGGUGAUUCUGGAGGACUCUGGCAUCGAAUUGGACCGGUUCUGUAGCUCCUCCACCUUGUCCUGUUUGGAUCAGUCGGCGGGGGUCAGCAGAAGCAGGAGCAAAGGGGGUAACCUUAAUCCUCACUCCAAAAAACUCAACAAGUCAUUGGGACUGCAGGGCUUCAGCUGCAGGGAGCUGUCCCAUUCCAAAUCGUCGGAUGGCCGACUAUCCAGUAGCCUCUAUUCACUCGACCACAUCGGCUUGUCAGAGGAAAGUCUAGAGAGUGACGUGAAAUGUCGGACGCCAGGGCAGCAGGGUAGUAGUCUCCACUACAAGAACCAAGGUGUCUACUCCACCUCACGAAGAUCUCCCACGACCUUCAUCCCGACCUUGAGGGUCAUGCCCCGUCCGGGGUUGCUAGGCGACCUGGACGAGGAGUUCCUGGCCCUGCCCCAGCAGCUCUACGAGAUCCAGGUGUUGUCGCAGCACCUAAAGGAUAUAUCCGGCCAGGUGUGCCAGUUACCCGUCACCUCCAGCUGGGAAUCCCUGGAGAGGGAGAGAGAGAGGGACAACUCCUCCAAUCAGUCCAUAGAGACAGUCACCGCCAUGCAGGAGGACGAGGAGGAAGAGAUGGAAGAGCAGGAGGAGGAAGAGGAAGACAGAGAGGGAUCUGUCUUAGGCGGUCAUCCUCGAAUUGAGGAACCCUCGGAGGGAGUGAGAGUGUUGGAGUCCGCGUUGCACAUGUUGAGCGGGGAGGUGAGCCGAGCCAGUGUGAAGGAAGUGGCCUCCAUUAUGGAUCGGCUGGGUGGAGUUUCUCUGUCGGAGUCAGAGGACCAAACCAAAGAGUCGCUUAUGCACCAUAUUCAGGCAUUUUGUGGGAAUCUCCAAGAGCUCAUUCAGUGGCUUUACACGAUCGUGCACAAAAUGGAAUCCCUCACGCCACCCUCAGUAGAUAUAGAAAGCGUAAAGACCUCCCUGGCAGAUUACAAGAGUUUCCAGCGGGAUGUCCAUGCCCAUCGGCCUCUGACUGGAGCUGUGCUGAACACAGGAGAGAAGUUACUGCGCUGCAUGAACUCCACCUCCCCUGUGUUGAAGGAGACUCUGGGGUUGAUCGAGAGGCAGUCUCAGGCCCUGGAGACCCACGCUGAGCACCUCUUCUCCUCCAUCCUGUCAGCCAUGGACAGCCUGGCAGAGGCCAGCUCCAGAGAGGGCACCGAGUGUUCUGAUUAAGAGGGAAUCGGGAGUCCAGGCGCUGGUUUCCUGUGAGUGCUGUGUGUGCUGCGCUCCGUACCCCUGGUGUGCCCUGCCUUAAGAUAACUCCUCACCUGUCCAUGUGACUUUACUGCUGAGGGUCAGCGACUGUGACAGCCUCCUCAAUGGACUGAACGGACACAUACUGUAGGACAGAGGUUCCCAAACUGAGGGUUGGGACCCCUUGGGGUCGCAGAGGUACCGAAGGGGGGUCACGGACAAAAAGGGACAUUGCAUAAAACAUGGGAAGUCCACAGGUUAAUAGCUAACAUAAUUCCUUAAUUUGGUUAGUAACAGUAUUCACUUGUAUGGUUAAUAGAUAUAUUUGCUGUCCUGUGGAUUUCUAGCAAUAUUAGCGGACAAACUAUUCAUGGGAAAUCUAGCAAUAUUAAUGGACAAAGGAAAUGCCUGGGCAAUAUUCUGAGGUCCAAAAGGGGGUCCCUGUUAAAAAGUUUGGGAACCACUGCAGUAGGGGAUGCAGGUGGCUUGUUUGAAAUGACCAGCUGUCAUACAGUAGUGGCUGACUUGAAACAAUGCAAUGUUUAAUGAUUGAAAUUGUGAAGGUUUUUUUAAAUCCUGUAUGAACAUGUCCAUAUCAUGCCAUGCCCAUCCAUGUGGUAUGGUGACCUACAGAUGUCCACAUAUGGACACUAUUUCAGUUCUGGGGUGCAUUUUUGGAAAGGGUAGUUGUUAGCAGUUAGCGACUUUGGUAGUUGCCAAUGGGAAAUUGCAUUGUAACCAACAAAUUAGCUAACAUAGUUAGCAACUGCACUUUCCAGAAAUGCACCCCUGCAUUGUUUUUAGGCAGCUUCUCAACUGAUCAACCAUUUCAAGCAGACCCAAUAACACACCACUAUGUCACCCACGAGUGUCUGCAAACACACCUUUCAUUUUACAUUUUCAGGUUUUGUCACAUUGUAUUUCUUUUGUAUUAAUAUCGUGUUCUUCAUCCAUAAGUGCUUUUAGAGGUGUUUGUGGUUCACCUGUGUUAAAACAUGCAGUAUGUCAUUGUAAUGGUCACAUGGGUAUUUGACACACUUUUGCCUUCACAGUUUUAUGAAAGCUUUUAUUUUUUUAAGUUAUCAAAUUUUUCUUGUAACUAAUUAUCGUGUUAAGUGGUUCGGCUGCAGACUGUUUCAUUGUUUGGCUCAGAUGCACUCCAAUACCAGAAGUUAGUUUUUACUUCACCAGUUGAAUGCUUGACUGUUGAAAAAAAAAGUCGAACUAUCAUAGUGCUACACCACUACGAUUUUACAUUACAUUAAGACUACAUUAAGACUCGGCCAUUGCCAUGCUUGUAACAACAAAUGUAUAACAGGGGCGUGUCUUUACAUAUUAUAAUGCAGCAUAUGUGCAGUUCCUUGCAGUCUGCAGUGUUGUGUCCAAAUUACUGUAUUCACUUCAUUAAAAUGCAGUAGUGCAUUUAUACUACAGUACAACUGCAGAUAUGGUGUUGAUGCACUCCAGUAGCUUACCACUUGAUUUAGUCCUCCCGAGUGGAUCGUUUGUCAGUAAUGCCUGUCCACAUCAUGGCUGUGAUCUCAGGUUAUUGCCUUAUUAAACAUGAACGAAGAGCACAUCAAGAGAACAGCCUCCUCUAGGCAGCUGGUCAGGUAUUAGUUUUUGACUUCAGUGAAGAUGUACAUAUUACAUAUGUACGAUCACUGGUGUUGAAACUCAAGUUGUAUUCCUGCUCAUCUGAUGUGUAUUAUAGUGUGUAUGGAGUUGUUGGUAACAGUGUUAAUAAUAGCAAUAAUAUCAAGUCUUUUUUUAAUUGACAUGACCCAACCAGUCAUUUCAACUCAUUCUUUUAGUAUAUGGAAACUUUGAGGGAAUCUCACCAACUUUUAUUUCAUAACCCAUCGCACCAUUGAAGGUGCUCUAAAAUGGAUCAUUUUCAAACAAACUACAUUAACAAAUGUUUUAAGUCUCUCCAUUAAAAAAAUAAAUAAAAAUUGGUUAACAUCCAUCCCCCAUAGUACAUGCAUUGUAGGCUUAUGGUAAGACCACACAUUGAAAAGGACAGCAAGCCUUGCAAUAAGAUGGCGAUGGAAUGCAAUGCGAUUCGAUGGCAGCUAGGCACAUCAUUGUGUAUCAUUAUUAUUAACUGGCUGUUUUGAUUUACCAGACCGAACUAUAUGCCAUCUGAGGAGAGGAACCUUAACUUCUUUCACUGAGUGUUGUCACCUUUUAAAAAUAAAUGUUUUGUAAAAUA